AUUUCAAACAGGCAGAGCUGUUAACGGACGUGCCUUUAAAAUAAUUGUUUACGAAGUAAUUGUUUUUCUUUUUGAAGGCAAGAAUCAUUGGCGAGCUAUAAAUACACGGACAGAAAUGACAUCUGUGGACUUGCAAGAUGUAUCAACUCAACUGAACAACAAGAUAACUUCUAUCAAAAGGUCUAUGCAGCUCAAAAACAUGUGUAAUGAUCCUUCACUUACAAAUGUUCUGCAGAAGAUUGGCCUGGAAUUGUCUAGCAUUCGGGAUGUAUUGGACAUUUUUCAAAUGCAGAUACAACAGCAAAAAACUGAGCUGAGAUCUCUCCAGGAGCUGAAAAAUGCAGUCCAGAGAAAUUCUGAAAUAGCACAUCAUUUGCUAGAAAAUAUCCCAGCUCAUCUACCCAAGAAAGUUGUUGAAGCUAGCACAGUAGAUGCAAAAGAUGUAAAAGUCCAAAAGGUUACUGCUAAUUCUGAACCGGAAAAGAAUUCUGCCAAGAACAAACAUUUUAUUCGUGAAAUGGAAUACCUGUUAAUGGAGGAAUUUAAUCAGGUACCUGGGUACAUGAAAGGCCGAAUGACCUAUGAUCAGAUCAAUGCUGUGGUUAAGGAGAUCAAUGCCACAGUGAAAGCCAAGUACAAAAUCCUAAACCAGCCAAUGAAAUCCAUGUCGAACACUACUCGUAACCAAUACCAUGCUUUUAAAGAACAAGAAACCAAGGAAACGAAAGGUCAAUAUUUCUUCGUGGAAGCUGACAUAAAGGAUUUCACCCGCCUUAAGGUUGACAAGAAAUUUCACGUAAUCUUAAAUAUUCUGCGACAUUGCCACCGAUUGCGGGAAGUCCGUGGGAAUAAUCUUGUGCGCUAUGUGUUACUUUGAGAUUGUAAAUUACUUCAGUAUUCUUAAGCCACAUAAAUCCUAAUGUCUAAAGGAACUGUGUCAAGUUACUUCACAACAGGGAAUUAUAUUUGCCUUAUUAUUUACUCCCUCUCCUAUUAUUGUAAUAUGGUCUUCAUCUGAUAACUUCCUUCUUCCCAUUAACCUAUCAAAACGUUUUUAAAGUAUAUUUUUCUGCUCUAACAUCAUUGUGGUAUCCCAAUUUCCCACACCAUUCUUUGCAUAUAGAUUCAUACUGGGUAAAAGUCUAGGAGCUGUGUUGAAAUCCUGUUAUCUCAGCACCAUUUGUUUUGAAUGGUGUUGCAUUUAAUUCUGCUCAUUUAAAGUGCUGUGCAUCACUUCAUACAAUCGGCAAAUGAUGUAGAUCUUAAACCUGCUUUUGGGCUGGGUGACCACGAGAGAGGGCGCAAGAAUAUGUCCAACUGAAGUGUGAGUGAAAUGUCUCCUGAUAUCACUGUGCAGGGAUUUAAACACCUAUCACCCUGUUUAAAGUGACUACCUUUUGAAUACGAACUCAUCUGAAAGUUAGAUGUUUGAUCCUCUGUUUCGACCCCAGCCUAGCACACUGCUCAAUGGUGGAAGUCUGUUGAAUUAACCAAAGAUUAUUUUUGUGUCCUUUUUGUGGAUCUCUGCUCUUUAAUGUUAUUGGAAAAGAUUUCAGCAUAAUCAGUAGCAUCUGACAUGAUUUUCCAAAUGUGUGUCUAUCUAAUAAGUCUUUAAGUCUACUGUGCUGUUUAAAGUUUGUGUUAGUGAUGUACUUAGUUUUUUGACCUAGUUAAAAUAAGUUCAUAAAUUGCCUUCCUGGCUCUGAUAUUAUCCAAUCUACUGAUUCUGUAUUCUUAAUGUAUUUUGACUACCUAAUCUUUGAAAAUGACUUACUGCCAACCUUUCAGCAAGCAUUGCAACUUUUAAAAAUCCUAGUACAGGACAAUGCAACUUUUGUUUCAAUACUUUUCAACAUAUAAAAAUCAUAAAGUGCAUUUCACAAGUGCUUUAGACUAGAUGGGAAAAAGAAAACCAAAUCGGUUGAUGGAUGCAAGGCCACAAACUAAAGUUUGGGUGGGUAACCAAAAGCCGAGUUUGGACAUGAAUGGAGAUUAGCUCACAGCUGAUAAAAAUGCUCAGGGCUAGCAAAAGCACAAGAUUCAGGUAAGUGUAACAAAAUGAAGCUGAUAUAAAGCAACAGUGCUCUCCCAGCUGGAGCCCUUACUUCAGUAUGGGAUAGUGAUGUAUAACAAAUUGCCACCAUUAAUGGGAAGAUUUUCCUAUUUAACUGCCCUUGGAUGCACUGGAAUGCCUAAGGACAAUGGUGGGUCAGUUGUUGAGGGAGAUUUUCAUGCCUGUAACAGACCCGCUGAUUUUUUGGUUUUAUAUCAGCAAUGGACUUAAAACUUUGUUACUGCUAUCGAAUCCUCCCUGUCAUUUGGCUUUUAUGCACAGUGUUCAAGUAAUCCAAUGCUUCUAUCUGCAAUAACACAAUGUACAUUAAUGCACUAUUUUAAUCACUGCAACCGUGUGAGUAUAAUAUCUUUUAACUUGUACUUGUUAAAAAAUUAUAUAAUUUUGGAAUUGACCACUAGUGGAAAUUAAACUUUCAAAUUUUAAUAGAUAACACUGUGGAGCUGUAGGAAUACAACAGGCCAGGCAGCAUCAGAAGAGCAGGAAAGUUGACUUUUUGGGUUGGGACCCUUCUUCAGAAAAACUUAAGAAGGGUCCCGACCCGAAAUGUCAACUUUCCUACUCAUCUGAUGCUGCCUGGCCUGCUGUCUUCCUCCAGGUCCAUACUGUGUUAUGUAAGGCAAAAGGGUUCAGCUGAUCAGAUGUUUCGUUUGGGGACCCUUCUUCAAAUUUUAAUAGCGCUCGUUAUGAGAGAGAAAUUUUCCUAUCUACAAAUAUUACUCUAGUUGGGUUUCUAACCCAAAUUAGCUGUUAGAAUUUAAUAAUUCUUAGCAUUAGUUGAUAAUCCAUUGAUGGCGGCACAGUAGCUCAGUGGUCAGCACUACUGCCUCACAACACCAGGGGCCUGGAUUCGAUUCCGCUUUCAGGUGACUGUCAAGUUUGCCCAUACUCCCUGUCUGUGGGUUUCGUCUGGUUGCUCCAGUUUCCUCCCACAGUCCAGAGAUAUGCAAGUUAAGUAGAUUGGCUAAGCUAAAUUGCCCAUAGUAUCCAGGGGUGUGCAGGCUAGGUGGAUUAGCCAUGGCAAAUGUGGGGUUAAAGAGAUAAGGUAGGGAGGUGGGUCUGGGAUGCUCUUCAGAGGGUCAGUGUAGACUGAAUGGCCUGUUUCCAUACUGUAAGGUUUCCAUGAUUCUAUGAAUAUACUUUAUAAAUCACUUACUGCUUUUCAUAUGACAUUGUUUUGUCAUUGCUGUUACGUCGUCAACCUAUAUACUUGUGCAUUGAGAUCAACUACAGUUUUAUAAAAACUUGACAAAAUGAUGUUGUGCCAAUGCACUAUAGUGGUGGACCGUGAUGUAAUAAUGUCGACAAAGUGUUGAGGUCCUGAUUAAUACACUUUGUGGAUGUCAGUUAAAUGUUUAUGAUUGCCAAGUUUUGGCUCUUGCUAGAUAACUUAACCAGUGCAGCUAUCGUUUUCAAAAUAUUUUCCAUACAUUAUUUCAGUUAUGUAAUAAUCUGAGAUCUGUGAAAUUUAGUGAAAGAAAAAACAUUAAAUUUGCAGUGUGCAUUAUUUAACA
Rhincodon typus (whale shark) is the source of this 3588-nucleotide messenger RNA. It is a transcript of the gene ska1, whose product is annotated as spindle and kinetochore associated complex subunit 1. The record is from RefSeq and is a predicted model, not a curated record. Gene Ontology annotation, cellular component: mitotic spindle; spindle microtubule; outer kinetochore. The transcript is spliced from 7 exons. NCBI's taxonomy places the organism in Eukaryota, Metazoa, Chordata, Chondrichthyes, Orectolobiformes, Rhincodontidae. Gene Ontology annotation, biological process: chromosome segregation; cell division; regulation of microtubule polymerization or depolymerization. Bases 116 to 877 code for a protein of 253 amino acids. Gene Ontology annotation, molecular function: microtubule binding.